Molecule: messenger RNA, 1679 nt
Organism: Alternaria alternata
Lineage: Eukaryota; Fungi; Ascomycota; Dothideomycetes; Pleosporales; Pleosporaceae
Product: phospho-2-dehydro-3-deoxyheptonate aldolase-like protein
Exons: 3
Coding region: 389-1525 (378 amino acids)
Biological process (GO): aromatic amino acid biosynthetic process
Cellular component (GO): cytoplasm
Molecular function (GO): 3-deoxy-7-phosphoheptulonate synthase activity
Source: RefSeq, a predicted model, not a curated record
GAACCAUCAGCCCCACCUUACCCUAAAGUUUCGCAGCCACUCCCAAAUAAUUUGAUAGCAUAUGACUGUAUUUGCUACGCGCUCGCUGUGUCCCUUACCUACAGUCUUCGCCGACCUCGGACCUGCGCCUGCAUACAUUGUCUGCACACUCGCCAGGACAAACAAUUGCACAUCUGGUUCGCCUGAUUUCUCGAGUCAAGUCACACAACACGCCCUGCACCACUUGGCACUUGUAUAUUCACCUUCGUCUGUGUCACAGUCGGAGUAAUACUGACCGCAAGUCGACCAUCGCUUACGCACCCUGUACGUCGGAGCAACAAGACUCUUCCUGUUUCAGCUCAGAGGGCGCACGCUAAUAUAUAUAUACAUAUAAAGAGAGACUACCGUCAUGGCUCCUGCUACUACAGAAACACCCGACAUGUCUUCCUUCAAUGACUCUACCAACCCAAGCGACGACGUGCGCGUCCUUGGUUACGACCCACUGAUCCCGCCCCAACUUCUCGCGUCCGAGAUCCCCAUUCCAGCACACGCCGAGAAGACCGUUAUCCAGGGUCGCAAAGAAGCCGCCAGCAUCAUCACACAAAAGGAUGACCGACUCCUGGUCAUGGUAGGGCCUUGCUCGCUACACGACCCAGAGCUGGCACUCGAGUACUGCCAGCGCCUCAAGGCUCUCGCCGACAAGCUUCAAGACAACCUCUGCAUCAUCAUGCGCGCCUACCUUGAGAAACCACGAACAACCGUCGGCUGGAAAGGACUGAUCAACGACCCAGACAUUGAUGAGAGCUACAAGAUCAACAAGGGUCUGAGAGUGUCGCGCAAGCUGUUCGUGGAUCUCACAUCCGCAGGCAUGCCCAUUGCGUCUGAGAUGCUCGAUACCAUCUCCCCCCAGUUCCUCGCAGACCUCAUCUCCCUUGGCGCCAUUGGUGCGCGAACAACUGAGUCGCAAUUGCACCGUGAGCUGGCCUCUGGCCUCUCGUUCCCCAUUGGUUUCAAGAAUGGUACUGAUGGAGGCCUAACCGUUGCGGUGGAUGCAAUUGGUGCAGCCGCUGCUAAGCAUCACUUCAUGGGUGUAACGAAGCAGGGUCUCGCUGCUAUCACCAGGACGGCAGGUAACGAGCACUGCUUCGUCAUUCUCCGUGGUGGAACCAAGGGUACCAAUUUCGACAAGGACAGCAUCAAAGCCGCGAGAGAAGCUUUGAAGAAAAAGGGUCUCGCUGAGGUCAUGAUGGUCGAUUGCUCACACGGUAACUCUAACAAGAACCACCGCAACCAGCCCCUCGUAGCCAAGGACAUUGCUGACCAAAUCCGCAACGGCGAGACCGGCAUCGUCGGUGUCAUGAUUGAGUCCAACAUCAACGAAGGCAACCAGAAGGUCCCGCCUGAGGGCCCUAGCGGCCUGAAGAAGGGUGUCUCCAUCACCGAUGCUUGCAUUGAUUGGGAGAGCACCGUCGACACUCUUGAGAACCUUGCGUCUGCUGUCGCUGAGAGGCGAGCGAACAAGACCAAGUCUAACGGUGUACACUAAACAUCUGUAUUGAGAUGAGCAUUGAUCAGGACUGUGUAUAUAGUAUGGGGAUAUCUGGCGUUGGGAAAAGUUCAGACAGAAAGGAAUAUGGGUGUGAUGAUAGGGACUGAUUUACGAUCAAUUGAUGAAAUAUAUGAUGGAACCAAACAAGUUU